GCAGCUCGCUCACACACACACACACACACACACGCGCGCACACACAGGAAAACGACUUGCUAGACGCGCGACAUGCACGCGCAACUGUCAACGCGCGACUAACGUACCAGACAAACGCCGUUUUGUUUUGUUUGUUGUUUUGGCUAUGUGUAUAGAUAAACAAAUUACACACUGUUUGUUUCAUUAAAACGGUAAUUUUUUUUUUUUUUUUUUUUUUUUUUUUUGGAAAUGUUUACUCGGAAGAGAAAGGAGCUAUCUAAAACGCCCUCGGUUUCAAAGAAGACUCAGUCAGGAAAUCCUGGAGCUCACUGCACCUCUCUCUCGGUUCUUCAGGAGCAGCCUCAGAGAGACACUACCGAUGGCGCGUCCACUCUGGCUGUGCCAGAUUUGGCAGUUCUGUCCUCAUGUCCCGGCACUCCAUCAGCGGUCCACGGUAAGCUCGUGGCAUCACCCGCUGCUAACCUGAAGCGCUCUACAGGACUUAGCCGCCAUGCCAGCGCUGCAGGGUUUCCUUUUCAGACUGCCGGAACCUGGGGCUUCAGCAGGAACCAAGCGAAGGGCUCUGAGAGCACCGAGGGGACAGCCAUCGACGUAGAGGACAUCCCGCCUUUACUGAGGGACGUGGCACGCUUCGCAGAGGCUGUGGAGAAGCUCAAGGAUGUGGUGCUGUGUGAAGAUAAGGAGUCUCGGAGGGCGGUAGCACAUGAAUAUUUGGGGGAGGUGUUGCGCAUCCUGCGGCAGGUGAUCAGCACCUAUCCUUUACUCAACACUGUGGAAACACUCACCGCUGCUGGCCGGCUCAUCUCACAGGUCAAAAGCUUCAGUUAUGAAGGCAGCAAUGAGGCGCAGAAGAAGGACUUUGAAAAAGCCAUCGAGACCAUCGCAGUCGCCUUCAGCAGCAAUGUAUCUGAGCUGCUGAUGGGUGAGGUGGACAGCAGUACCCUCCUGUCUUUGCCUCCCACUGAGAAGAGCAGGUCUAUGGAGAACCUGUGCGGACUGCCAAUGGGACAGGGUGUGGAGGGAGGGAGCCGAUGCGACCACGACGACUGUAUGAUGAGCCCUGAGCAGGUGGAUAUCCUCCUGCAGCACAGUGAAGGAGGAGUAGAUUCAGCUCUGGGCUACGCAAAGGCCAUCGCCAAGUACAUGAAAGACAUCAUAAUCUAUGUGGACAAGCGCAUUGCACUCGAGAUGGAGUUUGCUAAAGGUAUUCAGAGGCUAUAUCACUCAAGCAAGCAGAGCUUCACACAGACCCCCAUGCCUUUGCUGUCGAUCUAUUCUCUGGCUCUGGAGCAGGACUUGGAGCAGAGUACGGGUGUGCAGCAGUCCAUAAACUCUGUGCUCACACACUCCUUUCUACAGCCUCUGAUGCAGCGCAAACAGGAACAUGAGAAGAAGCGUCGAGAGAUUAAAGAGCAGUGGCAGAGGGCCAAGAGGAAACUGGCAGAUGCCGAGAACAACCUGCGUAAGGCACGCCAGUGGUACCUGACCCGCUGUGAGGAAUACGAAAAGGCACGGCUCGUGGCCAAUAAGGUGGAGGAAGAACACAGUGGAACAGGAAGUGGUUCCACCCACAAGACUCUGGACAGGAAGAGACGACAUGAGGAGGAAGCUCGCAACAAGGCAGAGGAGGCUGAGGCCACAUACCGCACUUGCAUCGCUGAUGCCACCACUCAGCAGCAGGAGCUAGAGGACGUGAAGGUGAACGUGCUGAAACAGAUCCAGGACGUCAUCAGACAGAGUGACCAGAUACUGCGCGCAUGCACCAUAUCGUACUACCAGAUCCUGCACAUGCAGACGGCGGCGCUGCCUGUGCACUACCAGACACUGUGUGAGAGCUGUAAACUUUACGAUCCUGGCCAGCAGUAUGCUGCACAUGUCAAAAACCUGCAGCUCAGCACGGAGCGCGUCACCGUGUUCCAGUUUGAGCCAUACUCUGCCUCAGGCACACAUCAUCUUGCUCGCACCCGUCAGGAUAGCAUCACUGACGACCAGCAGCAAGGCAACGCAGAGACCCCACACACCAAUGAACUGGUGGUAUCUGCAGAAGGGGGCGUGGUCAAGACCAGAAGAGAUCGAACUUAUCAGGCACAUAAAUCCUGGCCCUCGACUCUGAGUGACACAGACAGUGUAGGAGGAGGAAGUGGACUGGGUUCUCCUACCACCAGCUCAGGAGAUGUCUCAAAGGCUCCAAGACCGGUGUCAGCUGGAACCUUGUCUUCCAACGAGGACAUAGAGGAGCAAGAUGGAAAUGUGACAUCUUUUGAACAAAGUAUGAAUGGGAUUGAACCAGAGAUGACCGUGCCCACUGGGCCAUUUCGCAAUGUGGGUCUGUCCAAAGCUGCCAAGACACAUCGGCUACGGAAACUCCGUACUCCAUCCAAGUGCCGCGAGUGUGACAGCUAUGUGUACUUUCAGGGAGCAGAGUGUGAGGAGUGUUUUCUGGCCUGCCAUAAGAAGUGUCUGGAGUCCCUGGCUAUCCAGUGUGGCCACAAAAAGCUGCAGGGCCGGUUACAGCUGUUUGGCCGAGAUUUCUCCCAGGUGCUGCAGGGCAACUCGGAGGGAGUACCUUUCAUCAUCAAGAAGUGCAUCCAGGAGAUCGAGAGGAGAGCGCUCAAUAUGAAGGGAAUAUACCGCGUGAAUGGAGUGAAGACACGUGUGGAGAAGCUGUGUCAGGCGUUUGAGAACGGCAAAGAGCUGGUGGAACUUUCUCAAGCGUCUCCACAUGAUAUCAGCAACGUACUCAAACUCUACCUGCGACAGCUGCCUGAGCCCAUAAUGCCGUUCCGCAUGUAUAACGAGCUAAUGGGGCUGGCAAAGGAGAGUCUGCACACUGAGGGCCCAGACAGAGGAGACGGUGCAAAGGGCCCUGAACUGCUGGAUCAGGGAGAGCAGACCGACCCCAAGGUCCUCAACCUGGUAGAGAAACUCAGAGAGCUGCUGAAAGAUCUCCCACCUGGCAACACCGCCACACUGAAAUACAUAGUACGACACCUGCACAGAGUGGCUGAGUUAGAGGACAAUAACAAGAUGAGCUGCAGUAAUCUGGGCAUUGUGUUUGGGCCGUCCCUGAUGAGACCCAAACCCACAGGCGCCACCGUUUCCCUCUCCUCUCUGGUGGACUACCCUCACCAGGCCCGCAUCGUGGAGGCCCUCAUUGUCUUCCAGGAUCACAUCUUCACCCCUUCAGACUCCCGGCCCACAUCCUCAUCCUCCCUGACCUUCACCAUCCAGGGCCAAGUGAGUACUGAUGAAGCUCAAGAGGUGGAGGAGGAACAGAGCAGGCUGAUCUCAGAGCAGGACUGUGGUAACUCUCUGGGCUCUUCCGGUUCCCGCGAGCGCUCUCUGGACUCGGACUCCGAGGGGGAGGACAUGGGGAAGGUGACUAAACAGCGAAUACUGGUGAGCCAGGAGAGCGAGACCAGCACGGAGGAUGACCAGCUAAGCCCCAGAGUGAGUCUGGACCUGAGUACACUCGUCCCAGAGACCAUCCCCGAGCAGCCCAAUAAGACGGAUGACUUCAGAGGAGCAGAAGAAGAAAAGCUGGUAGACGAGUAGAGAUCAGAACCAUCAAUUCAUCCAUCCAUUUCAGUUUGUAAUACUACUACGGUAACUUUUUUUUGUCGUUGUUCCCAAUAUUAAGCGAAAAAGUGUCAAAGUUGAAGAGUCAAGUUACUCUCAGAUUAAUCAGGGCACUCAUAAAAGUCUAAUGCACUGAAAAAUUAUUUUAAUCUUACAACAGUUCUAUUUGUGAGAUGGUGGAAAGUAUGGUUGUGUAUAUGAUGGUGAUGUUUUACACUUAUCCUUUCUAUUUGAAUGUUUUUAGGCACAUUUCUGUUCUAUAAGGAGUGAAUGUAACAAAAAUGAGUUUAUAAGUGUUGGUAAGAAUGCAAAUGAAUUUAAGAAAGGUUGUGAUAAACAGUCAGUGCUCUUUCUUUGAGAAAAAAUCUUGUAAAGACUUAUUCCUACUCUUGUUCAGUUUUCCUACUCUUGUGUAUCAUGAAAAGGGAAAAAGAUGAUUAUUAGGGAGGCUGCAUUAGCGCAUACAACUACUGAAUUUCCACAGUUUCUCAGGUCUGGAAAAGAGUGCCAUGAAAUCCCAUACUUUCCCACAACUGUGAUAAGAACAAUAAUUUGUUAAAAAUAAUUUUUAAUCUUUAUAAAGCCUCCAUUAUUUUCUAUUACUAAUACUCCAAAACUACAGUUAACAAGCAGGAAGGCCAUGCACAAAGGUGGACGUGACCAAAUAUUCUAUGAUAAGAAAGAAAGGUGAUUAAAAAAGCUUGUAAAUUAAACUGUAUUAAAAUGUAAAUGAAGUAAUUGGGGCAUGAGAUUAUCAUUAGAGUGAAUUCGUAAACAUUUAUUAUUAUUUUAGUGAGUAAUUUUAUGCAUUGGCCACUAGGUGGUAGCAUUAUAUUUUCACUUUGUCCUUGAAAAAGCGUAAAGUCAUCUGUCCUGAAGACUUUCCUCCGGUUAAAAAGUGCCGCCACUGGAUUAUUUUUAAUUAACUUAAUAUUUCACCAUCUUUCUAUCAAAGAAUAUUUGUUACUUACACUCUUAUACAGGUAUGAAUGAUAAAUUAUAAACAUGGCUCAUGUUUUAUCAAUAUUUUUUUUUUUUUUUUUUUUUAAAUGAAUGUUUAUCAUUUGUUUGUUUUUUUUAUUCAUUUGCAUUUUGAUCAACUCCACUUUUACUUCAGUGCAUUUUUAACGAACCAAUUUGGUAUUUUUCAUUAAUUUCCCCUCUCAUGUGUUGUCAUGAGGUAAAAUGUCUCCUAAUGGCUGAAGGACAAUGUUCUAGCACUCUGCAUGCACUAGUAGGAUUAAGGAGCAGAUUGUGGAACAUCUUCGAUGGUCAUAGUGAGACGUGUAUACUCGCAAAGAAAGUUCAAAGUUAAAUCACAGAAAGUUCAAUAACAGCAGGAAUAAAACAAGAUUUAUUAUCUUUACUACUGAAACCAAAACUACAGUGCUGUACAGAUCAAUAUUAAUCUAUAUCAUUACAUCAAUUUUUGUACUAAAUUAUAUUAUUUGAUGUUCUCUUAUGUUAGAUGUUAUGUUACUCAUCUGAUUUUAAUAUUUUCUUUAACAUUUCAUUCAUCAUUGACUUGAAUAUGGAAAUAGCUAGGUAUGCUAAUAAUAAUAAUAAUAAUAAUAAUAAUAAUAAUAAUAAUAAUGGUUUUGCUACAAAAGAGGAGGAAAUGAUCGUGCUGUGGUUUUAAAUGGAGAAUGAGUGUGAUAUAUACAGUAUACUAUACAUUUACGGAGUUACAACAGCUUACUGCUGGUCAGUACGCUAAUGCUAAUGCUAGUGUUAAUACUUAUAUUGACUCAAGUUCAUAGGAAAUUGUGGCCAUGUUAAAGUCAUUUUUAUCUAAAUAUUAACCUCAGAUCUUUAUUACUUUAUCUUUAUUACAUAUAUUGGUUUACGUGUAUAAACCACAGUAGAGGAUCUACUGAAGGCACUGAGUAUUAUUCAUUUCAGUAUGAAAUACCGACUACUUACACUGGAAACGUCAGGUUUUGCUACUUUACAGUGAAUGAAUGAAUGAAUAUGUGUGCUGAGAUUGAAACGUGUUUUAUGUUCUGUUUAAGGCUACAGUUAGUCACCUUUCUUGAAAAAAGGAUUACUCUUCUGGGUUUUUUUUUUUUUUUUGUGGAUAUUAGACCUUUUUUUUGCUUGUUUUCCAGUUGUAUCAAGGUUCACCUAUUUUUAUCCGUAUUAUAAGACUAUAAUUAUAUUUUAGUAUGUGUUACUGUGCUGUCUUUGGAGUAGAAUACAUAUGUAUGUAACUUUUUCCAACAAAGAAAUCAACAAUUUGAAUGAACAAAA
This is a messenger RNA of Pangasianodon hypophthalmus (striped catfish), 5829 nucleotides long. RefSeq names its product Rho GTPase activating protein 45a (gene arhgap45a). The transcript is spliced from 23 exons. Gene Ontology annotation, biological process: signal transduction; activation of GTPase activity. Bases 229 to 3555 code for a protein of 1108 amino acids. Gene Ontology annotation, cellular component: membrane. NCBI's taxonomy places the organism in Eukaryota, Metazoa, Chordata, Actinopteri, Siluriformes, Pangasiidae. The record is from RefSeq and is a predicted model, not a curated record. Gene Ontology annotation, molecular function: GTPase activator activity.